Molecule: messenger RNA, 2279 nt
Organism: Pomacea canaliculata
Lineage: Eukaryota; Metazoa; Mollusca; Gastropoda; Architaenioglossa; Ampullariidae
Product: protein Hook homolog 1-like
Exons: 6
Coding region: 34-1407 (457 amino acids)
Source: RefSeq, a predicted model, not a curated record
AGUGGCCUGACAACACACAAACAUUAAAGCAAGAUGGGAUCAGGGGCUAGCAGCUCUCAAGUAGAGGCGAUCAAGAUCAACAAGAAUAAGCGGUUUGCAAACGAAGAAAAUACAAAGCAGAUCACACAGAAAGCUGCAUUGAAAGGUCAAAACAGUGAAAGGAUCAGUACUCAUCAGGCACUGUUAAGCAGAAAAAGAUCUACAGCUUCAGACAAUGCAGAAUGUGACACUGAACUAGCUGAAGGAUCACCUAAUUCAGUUUUGCGAGAGUCUAACUCAACAAGCAAACACCAGCCAGUAGUGCAGCUCUUAGAAGCCAGGAUUAAAGAACUUGAGAAAGAGCUUGGUGAGAGUGAAAGUGAAAAAUUAGACCUACGGGAUCAAAGUGAACGCUUAGAAGAGCGCAUUGCAGAGUUAAUGACCAGUUCUGCGGUGUAUAUAGCUACAGAAAGCACACAGGCAGUCACAGGUCUUCAAGAAACUUUAAAAGCAAAAGACCAAUACAUAAAUCAGCUGGAGCAAGAACUUGUGAUGAUGAAGAAAGAAGCAAACAAGACAAGAAUUCAUCUAAAGAAGCGCAUUAAAGUUUUAGCUUCACAGCUGAAUGUUGCUAAACAGGAAUCUUCAAUAGCUCAGAUGGAGCUGAAACAGCAGUUUCAGAAUCAUGUCGUUUCUGACCAAGGUGAGGGUGUAGGAGAGUAUGCAUCUGCAGGCACUGCAACCACCAACAGCAUAGGGUCGAGGCAUAAGGUAAUUCUGGAGCUGUCAUCCCGAGUGUCAGAGCAGGCAGAGAGAAUCACCCAGCUUGAGAAAGACUUGCAGGAAAGAGAUGAAGAAAUUUUGACUCUAAGAAGUGAAUUUAGUGCAGCUAACUUGCACAAGCAAAAUGUAUGUGGCAGACAAGAUAGAUCUGAGGCAGCCAUCUUAUCCUGUCAUACAUCAUUGUCUUCCAAAAAGCCUGAGUUGUGUGAUGUGACACCUGUUGAAUCUAGUGAAUAUUUAUAUGAUGCUGAUUUAGAUAAAAGUUUGGCAAUGAGCGCCCCAGGGAAGACUAGCAACAAAUUACUUCAUGCUUCUAGUUCUAUUCUUGUCUCAAGUAAGCAGGAAAGAAGAGCCUUAUCUUCAAAGAACAGAAAAUCAGGGGAUGUCAAACGCAUCCAAAGACAGACAACAACACUUUCAGACUCUGAUGAUUCUGACUGGGAGAUAGACAAAUGUGCCCAAUCUGCAAAAACACAUAGUGCACCUCCACGUGGUUAUGUUAAGGAUAGGAGUUCAUUUACAGACUGCCCAGACAGAGGUAAAAAUAACGUUGAGUUGCAUAGCACUCAAGAAGCAUGGACACCCUUUCAUCAUGCAGUUGAGAAAAGAUUAUUGACCACAGAUUUAACCACAUUUGUGGCAUGAAUUUGACAAUUAACUUUUCAUAUUGCUUAAAUAAAGAGUCACUGCAUUUUAAUUUCUCAGUAACUUCAAAAUUUGCUGAAGAGUAAAUUAUUUUCUUUGUGUUCAGAGAUAAUAUUUGCAGCCUGAGCUGCUGUCAUCCAAAUGUCUGUGUUGGUUGUUUUAUUACUUUCUUUAUUUUCCUUGAGUAUAUUAUGGCUUAUCACUUUGAUAGGUCAGAAAGUCAAAUUGUUAGUAUAUAUUGUAUCACUUACAAGGCUCUUGUUGAUGGGCAAGCUACUUAUAAAAUAUUCUUCAAGAUAAACACUUUGUAUAAAGAACCUAGAGGUAAGAUAUUUUUGAUGACCCUGAACCACUUGUCCAAAAAUAUUUUUAAGUUAGUUGAUUGAUUUCUUUUUUUAAUAAAACAAAUUUUUUAUACAAGCAUCAUUUGAUGGGAUGCAGUCUACUCAGAUUUGAGCUGAGAUGCAUUGCUCAACACAUUGCAGAGCAAGAGCUUGCUAACAUAUGAAACUCUGCCUUUAGAUAUAAACUAUGAAUAGACUAGGUAUCAUGGUUUCCUUGUAAACUGUGAAUCAAAUGAGCAUGUCAAAUUCUUUUGUUGUUGUUGAUUCAUGGUAUCAUUGUUGUAUGUGUGUCUCUAGCGGGUGCACCCCAUCAUUAAACCUCCAACAUAAGCUCCUUUUUUAUAACUGCAUGUGCUGCAAAUAUGAACUUUGUGUCCUGGUUGCAAUGAUGAAAACACAAAUACAAAAAUCGUUUCACAUAGAAUUCAUUGUAUGCUACUGUAAACAAGUAUUUAUCAUAUUUUGUAAACAUACUAGGUUUCCUCAUAUUGUCAUUAUGCCUUUUGUAAGAAACCUUAUGUGAAGGGA